GAAGAACGGACGACGCUGUGUGACGUCAUAUACAAACGUUCUGCAUCAUGGCGGCAUCAGAAGCAAGUGUACAAACAUCAUUCAUGGAUCCUUUCAAAGAUAUACUGAUUAAUUAUUUAAUGCCAGAGAAAUGUUUUGACGAGUUCUUUUUACAGUUCAAUCUUCUACAUGUUGAUUGUCUAAAGAUUGUAAUCAGCAAAGGCCUAGGCAUUGGGAUUAUCCUUGGCUCUGUAUUAGUGAAACUACCUCAGAUUCUCAAGCUGAUUGGUGCUAAAAGUGCAGAGGGACUGAGUUUUAACUCAAUACUACUAGAGCUGUUCGCUAUCACAGGCACCAUGGCCUACAGCAUAAUCAACAGUUUCCCUUUCAGUGCCUGGGGUGAGGCUCUUUUCCUUAUGAUUCAGACUGUGAUUAUUGGUUUCCUCAUCCAGCACUAUGCAGGAAAGACCAUCAAAGGUUUGGGGUUUGUGGUAGUCUACCUUUGUCUGUUGACCAUCCUCAUCUCUCCCUUGGCCCACAGGGAUGUAGUUACUGCCAUGCAAGCCUCUAAUAUGCCAGCAAUUAUUAUAGGACGGUUAAUUCAGGCUGGGACCAACCACAAAAAUGGCCACACUGGGCAGCUGUCAGCUAUUUCAGUGUUUCUGCUGUUUGCAGGCUCCCUAGCACGCAUAUUCACUACAGUGCAGGAAACAGGAGAUUCCCUCAUGGCUUUCACCUACGUCAUCUCUUCUUUUUGUAAUGGUGUAAUUGCAGCUCAGGUCCUGUACUAUUGGAACAAGACCCCUGCCCAUAAAAAGAAGGCUGAGUAAAUCUGAAUGAAAAAUGGACAACUUGAGUGCUGUAAACAGAUAACUGAAGAUCGGAUGUCUCCUAAUCAAAAUGACAAUUAUAGUCAAAUUGGUCCCUGUCCCUUGAUCAGUUGUUGUAAAAGGCAUAUAUUUUUAACCAUUCAGUGCAUGCUAACGCUGUGCUAUUUGAGAGUCGAGUAUAAAUACUGUAUAAAUGCACAUAUUCACUUAUUCCAGGUUCCCAAAAAUGGACCAAAAACCCAGUAUACUAUAUAAUUUGGGGAAGGGAUGAUUCCAUAUAGUAAGACCUUUUAUAUAUUCCUUGUUAGGGUAGUGGGUUAUUCAUUUCUUGUACCAUUUCUUAGCUCAGGGAAGGGAACAAUGUCCAGAGUAUUUUUAUUUUCAACCGGUCCAAAUCUAAAUACACUUUUUUUUAUGUAGUCCUUAUGUAUUUUUUCUGCGGUACUGUCUACCGUAUUGGCCCAUUUAAUAUGUACCCAUUUGCUGUCUGUAUAUUUGCUAAAACCCAUGGAGUAAAAAUGAUGCUGUUUGGCCUUUAUAUUCUCCAGUUCUCUUUAAGAGCUGGUUGUAAAACCUGUUGCUGAAUGCUACAUUUGGACAGGUGUUUUAUGUUCCAAGGUUUUCAAACAUGAAUUCCAGAAAUGCAAUGUUAUACAAAGCUUUUUUGUCCAUUCAUUAAAUGAUUAUUUGAUCAUG
Messenger RNA from Triplophysa rosa, 1505 nucleotides. RefSeq names its product mannose-P-dolichol utilization defect 1b (gene mpdu1b). The transcript has 7 exons. Gene Ontology annotation, biological process: oligosaccharide biosynthetic process. Lineage: Eukaryota; Metazoa; Chordata; Actinopteri; Cypriniformes; Nemacheilidae. The record is from RefSeq and is a predicted model, not a curated record. The coding region runs from base 48 to 809 and encodes 253 amino acids.